This is a messenger RNA of Physeter macrocephalus (sperm whale), 1259 nucleotides long. RefSeq names its product POC1 centriolar protein A (gene POC1A). The transcript is spliced from 8 exons. The annotation marks the transcript as partial. The record is from RefSeq and is a predicted model, not a curated record. Gene Ontology annotation, molecular function: protein binding. Gene Ontology annotation, cellular component: centriole; ciliary basal body. Gene Ontology annotation, biological process: cilium assembly. NCBI's taxonomy places the organism in Eukaryota, Metazoa, Chordata, Mammalia, Artiodactyla, Physeteridae.
GCAUUUCCCAGAAGGCCGUGCUCGCUGUCUCGUUAGCUGGGCUACGGGUCGGUGGGGCGAACCUCUCAUUCUGGACUUCUUAAUUUCUCGGGGGGAAUGAGUGACGGUGGACAGAGGACUUUGGCGGCGCCAUCUGUAGGCUGCCUUGCCUGGGGGCGCAGGACGCGGAGACCAUGGAGCCGGCCAUACAGCUCUCCUUCCAGUCGGGGGGCAAAAAGCCGAGGCGCCGCGACUCCUUUAAUCGCGGUGGGCGGGGCGAGGCGAAGCGACCCGCGUUGCUAUUGGCGGCGGUUGGGGGCGCGGAAACUGAACGGGACGCAACUGCAGCCGCUGUUUCCUCGGGCUCCUCUGGCGCCUUGGGCGCCCCUGGCCCCGCCAUGGCAGCGCCUUGCCUGGAGGACCCCUCGCUGGAGAGGCAUUUUAAGGGCCACAGGGAUGCAGUUACCUGUGUGGACUUCAGUCUCAACACGAAGCAGCUGGCCAGUGGCUCCAUGGACUCAUGCCUCAUGGUGUGGCACAUGAAGCCCCAGUCACGUGCCUACCGCUUCGCCGGCCACAAGGACACUGUCACCUGUGUGAACUUCUCCCCUUCGGGACACCUGCUUGCCUCGGGCUCCCGCGACAAGACUGUCCGCAUCUGGGUACCCAACGUCAAAGGCGAGUCAACCGUGUUUCGUGCACACACGGCCACAGUGAGGAGCGUCCAUUUCUGCAGCGAUGGCCAGUCCUUCGUGACAGCCUCCGACGACAAGACAGUCAAGGUGUGGUCAACUCAUCGCCAGAAAUUCCUGUUCUCCCUGAGCCAGCACAUCAACUGGGUCCGCUGUGCCAAGUUCUCCCCGGAUGGGCGGCUCAUCGUGUCUGCCAGUGAUGACAAAACUGUCAAGGUGUGGGACAAGACCAGCCGGGAGUGUGUCCACUCGUACUGUGAGCACGGCAGCUUUGUCACCUACGUGGACUUCCACCCCAGCGGCACGUGCAUCGCCGCCGCCGGCAUGGACAACACAGUGAAGGUGUGGGACGUGCGGACUCACCGGCUCUUGCAGCACUAUCAGCUGCACAGUGCGGCGGUGAAUGCCCUCUCCUUCCACCCGUCGGGAAACUACUUGGUCACGGCCUCCAGCGACUCAACCCUGAAGAUCCUGGACCUCAUGGAGGGCCGGCUGCUCUACACGCUCCAUGGACAUCAGGGUCCAGCCACCACUGUUGCCUUUUCAAGAACGGGGGAGUAUUUUGCUUCUGGAGGUUCUGAUGAACAA